UACCGAGCCGGGGACCUCCGCCCGCCACCGCCCCCCGCCGGGACGCGACCUCCGGGGCACCUGCCUGGUGUCUACCGGAGCUGCUGCAAUGGAGCUGGGGAACAUCCCACAGCCUACUUACGGCCCUGGCCUUGAGGGGCCAGGGAGCAACACACCGGGGCUGCUGGCAAUGGCACACGGCUUCCUGAGGCUGGUGCAGCCCAAUCCCCUGCCCGUAGAAAUUAUUGAUUUUGGGCAGUCCCAGAUCGAAUUCAACCAGGAGGAUAUCAAGGAGCUGCUGCAGUAUGAGCUGGGUUUUCUGGUCUGUGUGGCCAUUGGAGUCCUCUUCAUCAUAUUCGUGCCGCUGGUGGGAUGCUGCUUCUGCUGCUGCCGCUGCUGCGGGAACUGCGGGGGCCGCAUGUACCAGAAGCAGGAGCCAGGGAUGGGCUGCCGGCGCUGGGCGCUCUGGGUCUCCGUCCUGCUGGUCACGGCUUUCCUCCUGGCUGGUGGUGUCUGUGCCUUCAUCAGCAACGCCCGCUUCUCCCAGGCCGUGAACAGCACCUUCCCUAAUGUGAACAACACGCUGGACAACAUCACCACCUACCUGGCCUCCAUUCCCCAGCAAGUUGAUUUUAUCAUUGACAGCAGCGACGUGCCACUGGGCCAUGUCAACAGCAGCCUCCAGGACAUUGGGCCCAACCUGGGCAGCAUGAUCACCUCACGCAUCAGGAACAGCACGGACGGGGCUCUGGGAUCUCUCCAGAGCCUCUUGCAAGGGAUGGAGAAGCUGGAGGCCACCUUCUACAACAUCACCACCAGUCGCUCAGACCUUGAGGAGCUGCAGAGCAAGUUCGGGCAGCGGCUGGACAGCCUGCGGGACAGCCUCAACCAGACCCUGCAGCGCUGUGGCUCCCCCUGCAACAGCGUGUCUCUCAAUGGCCUCGCCUUCACCGCCAACUUCAGCACGAUCCCCAGUGUGCAGCAGCAGCUGGAGGCACUGCGUGAUGUCUCUCGCUCCAGCAUAGCGACUGAUUUAGAGAAGGUUAACAGAACACUGAACAUGAUCUCUGAGAAGGUGCAAGAGCAGGCCCAGGAUGUGGUGGCAAAAACACAGGACCAGCUGGGCUUCAUCAGGCAGGAGAUCAGAAGCUUGCAGGAACAGCUGCCAUUCCCGGAUGUGGAGGAGAAAGUUGGGGCCUUUGUGGGCAACACCACGUUGGUGCUGGAGGAGUACAGGGGGCCGAUCAUCACCUGGGAUGGGCUCAGGUUGAUUGUGUGUGCCCUCCUGUGCUGCACAGUGCUGCUGGUGGUCCUCUGCAACGUUUUUGGGCUGCUACUGGGGCCCCUGGGGCUGAAGGAAGGUGUGCUGCCCACAAAACGCAGUGGCCUCUCCAACGCUGGCGGGAACUUCUUCAUGGCAGGGGUUGGCUUCAGCUUCAUCUUCUCCUGGCUGCUGAUGCUGCUGGUGAUGAUCAUCUUCGUGGUGGGGGGGAAUGUCUACAUGUUAUUCUGCGAGUCCUGGCGCAACCAGCAGCUCUUCCAGCUCCUGGACACUCCCGGCCUGAUCCCUGGCUUCAACCUCUCAGAGCUGCUGGGCCAGGAGGGUGACACGACAAACUUCUCAGAGAUAUACAGGCAAUGCCGGCAAGAUGCUUCUCUGUGGAAAACUCUGCACUUGGACCAGCGUGUGUCCCUGGAUGAGCUCUUGAAUAUCAGCCAGUACACAGGAGAGAUCUCCAUGGCUUUCAAGGAGAUGAACAUCACCCUGAGCCCCGUCUCCCUGCUCAACCAGACACAGGAAGACAUGCUGCUGCAUGCCAGUCAGGCUGGGCAGCCCCCCGACUUCACCCUCACCCUGGAGCAGCUGGAUCAGAACAUAACCCAGGGAAGCCUCCUGGAUCUGGCCACAGAGUUGGAGCAGCUGGCAGAAAAAACGGACAUAGAUGUGAAAACGGACCUGGAAGAUGAGGCUCGUAAACUGAGGGAGGUGGACAAGGAGAUGCAGGUGGACUUCUCUGGACCACUGCAAAGCCUGAAGAAGAACAUCUACUCAGUGCAGAGCGGGGCUGCCCAGCUCGAGGGACAGACAAGAACUGCGCUGGACAAAGCCAACAAAACCCAGAAGUUCCUGGAGAGGGAGACUCCUAACAUCAUCAAGAAUGAGACGCGGGCCUUCCUGGAGCAGCUGUUGCAUUUCUUUGAGACCUACAUCUCAUGGGCCAAGAGCAGGCUGACAGAAGAUGUGGCACGCUGCAAACCUGUAGCUCAGACCCUGGAUAAUGUGGAGGUCAUUGGCUGCGACUACAUCAUGGACUCUGUGAAUGCCUUCUGGUUCAGCCUGGGCUGGUGCACAUUGUUCCUGCUGCCCAGCAUCAUCCUGUCUGUCAGACUUGCCAAGUUUUACCGCCGCAUGGACAUUGCUGAUGUGUACAGGAAUGAAGAAUUUGAGAUGCCACCUGCGUUCAACUACUACAUAAUCCCCAGGCCAUCCACAAGGCAUUAGCCCCCGUCGCCCACAGAUGGAGGAAGAAAUGGAAAGGCCCCCCUGACUUGAAAAAUGUGACUAUUUAUUUUUACAGGGAGCCCGCUUCUUUUCAAGGCUGUGAUUUUUGGUGUCAAACAAUAAAUGGGAUGUUUGUGUGCACUGUA
Messenger RNA from Pipra filicauda (Wire-tailed manakin), 2628 nucleotides. RefSeq names its product prominin-1-A-like. Bases 89 to 2482 code for a protein of 797 amino acids. Lineage: Eukaryota; Metazoa; Chordata; Aves; Passeriformes; Pipridae. Gene Ontology annotation, cellular component: prominosome; apical plasma membrane; cilium. The transcript is spliced from 25 exons. The record is from RefSeq and is a predicted model, not a curated record. Gene Ontology annotation, molecular function: cholesterol binding.